GCAGGAACAUGAAAUCGUCUACAAUCCCCGUUCUGCUGCUGCUGCUGCUGCUUAACUUGACUUGGCUUGGGGGGAGCCAUGGCAGGGGUCUAGACGAACCCUCUCUUCAGAAGAGAGCGGGGGGCGCCAACCAGAACUACAACCAGCAAGCGUACCCCACUGUUCAAGGAGGGCAGUACCCCUACGGGGCGCCGUCUAAGGGAGGCCAAAGUGGACAGCUGCCAACUUCCUCGGCUUCUCGGGCACAGCCGGACUUGCUCCAGUGGGUGAGGUUUUGGUAGAGCCCAGGACUUCCAGGCACGAGGGGGCCUCAGCACAUGCCCACUCUGACUUCAGCCCCCCCAACCCCUUUGCCUGGCACCUGAGACCCCAUUUGUUUAGUUCUUGUCCCAUGCCUGUCCCCUGCUCUGGCAUGGGACCAUGGCCAGGUGGCCUCAACCUGGAGAGAUGAAGGGUAUUCUCUCUGGCUAAUCUACUGGUUACCAUGACAACUGUACAGGAGACACUUGCUGCUUUCUUGUGAGGCCUUCUCAGAGGAAAUAA
Dromiciops gliroides (monito del monte) is the source of this 543-nucleotide messenger RNA. RefSeq names its product dermokine-like. NCBI's taxonomy places the organism in Eukaryota, Metazoa, Chordata, Mammalia, Microbiotheria, Microbiotheriidae. Gene Ontology annotation, biological process: cornified envelope assembly. The record is from RefSeq and is a predicted model, not a curated record. The coding region runs from base 9 to 281 and encodes 90 amino acids. The transcript has 6 exons.